Messenger RNA from Gadus chalcogrammus (walleye pollock), 3183 nucleotides. RefSeq names its product centrosomal protein 63 (gene cep63). Gene Ontology annotation, biological process: de novo centriole assembly involved in multi-ciliated epithelial cell differentiation; centriole replication. Gene Ontology annotation, cellular component: centriole. The transcript is spliced from 11 exons. NCBI's taxonomy places the organism in Eukaryota, Metazoa, Chordata, Actinopteri, Gadiformes, Gadidae. The record is from RefSeq and is a predicted model, not a curated record. Bases 132 to 1745 code for a protein of 537 amino acids.
UAAACAGGAAGCCGCGCAGCCAGAGACAACAAACUUACAAGCGUUACAUUAUUUUUACAUCAUGUUAUAAUUCCGAAACACAAAGUAAACCUCCGUGUUCCCGUCUGAACCCGCCAGCAGAACACUGAGUCAUGGAUCCGUUGUUGGAAACCCUGAAGAACAGCGACUUGAGCUCGGUGCUGUCGUCGUGCGAGCCGGAGCUGCAGGAGCUCAUGCGGCAGAUCGACAUCAUGAUGGACCAGAGGAAGGGGGAGUGGGAGGCGGAGGUCCGCGGGCUGGAGCAGCGCCUCCAGGCCGGGGAACACGAGCUGCGGUCGGCCAGGCGGCUGGGGGAGCAGAGGGUCGUGGAGAUGGGGUAUCUGCGGCAGCAGCUGGAGGAGGCGCAGGCUGGGAGACUGAGCCUAGCGUCACGCUACGAGGAGCAGCUACAGAAGGUCCACGAGGAGUUAUCCAGGUUGAAGAGAAGCUAUCAGAAGCUCCAGAGGAAACAUCUGAAGGAGGCGAACGAAGGCGCGAAGGGCCGAGAGGAGCUGCCUCUGAAAGACAAGGCCGAGGUGGGGCUGGAGGACAGAGCAGAGGUCCCGGGCCUCCAGAGGGAGGUGAGCAGGCUGCAGCAGGCCCUGAAGGACAAGGAGCACGACACACGGGUGGAAGGGGCCACCCGGCAGCGGGCGGAGCACUGUAAGGUGGAGGAGGAGCUGAAGAAGCUGCUGAGUCAGGCCAAGGAGGAGAGGGCCGUUGCCGUUAGCGACGCCAGGAAGCUGGGGGAGGAGCUCCAGCGGUCCCGUCUGACCCACGGCGGGGAGCUGGAGGGCGUGAGGAAGGAGGUGUCCCGGCUGGCGGGGGAGCUGCACCGCCGGGACGUCGCCGUGGCAACGCUGGAGGGCUCCGCCUCCGCGGCGGCGCGGCGGCACGGCGCCGAGGCGGGGCGGGCGGAGCGCCGGGAGGCGGAGCUAACGGUUCUCCAGGUGCAGCUGGAGUCCCUGAAGACGGAGAACCAGCGCCUGAGCGGUGUUCUGGAGAGACUGGACCCCUCACCGUCCCCCAAGAGAGGGUCUGCAUGUCGGGGGUCUGACCGGGAGCGGGGGGUGACGUCGCUGAGCAGUCUGGAGCGGGAAAACCAGCAGCUCAGACAGGAAGUGAACCAGAUGAGGUCCCGCCUCCAGGAGAGAACUCCGCCUCCCCCGGCUAAGGGCGGCCAAUCACAGUCCAUGUGGCUCGGCACUGGAGGCGGAGCGGGGAGGGAGGAGGAGGAGGAGGAGGAGGAAGAGGUGCAGGCCAUGAAGGCCAAGCAGCAGGUGACCCCCCCGCCCUACGGGGAGGGGCUCCACAGAGUCCCGGUCCCUCCAGACCUCCUCUCCCCCGGGUCCCAUCAGCCCCACCGCGUCCCUGCUCCUCCCUCCUCCUCCCCCUCCUCCUCCUCCUCCUCCCCCUCCUCAUGGCGGGGGAGGAGGGUGAGGACGGGUCGGGAGGAGGGUGUCGCCGGGGGGAGGUACUCCUCCAGCUCCGAGGAGGUGCUGCUGGACCCCCUGGGGGGCGACGACGAGGAGACUGCGCUGGCGGCGGCGGCGGAGGGCGUGGUCGCCCGCUUCCUGGAGGGCGAGACGCUGCGGUCGGAGGAGCUGCUGCUGCGGCUGGAGACCCACGUCCAGGGGCUGAGGGAGGACCACGCCCGCACCGCCCGCAGGUACCAGCCCGCCCCCACCUCAUCCCGCACCUCCACCCUGACCUCCAGCCCGCCCUGACCUCCACCCUGACAUCCAGCCCGCCCUGACCUCCACCCUGACCUCCACUCUGACCUCCACCCUGACAUCCAGCCCGCCCUGACCUCCACCCGGACCUCCAGCCCGCCCUGACCUCCACCCUGACCUCCACUCUGACCUCCACCCUGACCUCCACCCUGACCUCCACCCUGACCUCCAGCCCGCCCUGACCUCCACCCUGACCUCCACCCUGACCUCCACUCUGACCUCCAGCCCGCCCUGACCUCCACCCUGACCUCCACCCUGACCUCCACCCUGACCUCCAAACUGACCUCCACUCUGACCUCCAGCCCGCCCUGACCUCCACCCUGACCUCCAAACUGACCUCCACCCGGACCUCCAGCCCGCCCUGACCUCCACCCUGACCUCCACCCUGACCUCCACUCUGACCUCCACCCUGACCUCCACCCUGACCCGAGGUACCAGCCCGCCCUGACCUCCACCCUGACCUCCACCCUGACCUCCAGCCCGCCCUGACCUCCAGCCUGACCUCCACCCUGACCCCCAGCGGUCAGAGGUCACCCGGUCAGACCCCAGGGGGUGGAGCAGACUCGGUCAUCAGUGAUCCCAGAGAGACUCUGGGGAGCCAGACGAUCACCAACCAUGGGCCUGAUUCACCAAGCAGCCAUCUUGUUUCUAAACUGAAUGUGGAUCCAAGAUGGCCUCAGAGGUGAAUAAGGCCCAUAAAGAGUCUGUUGGGGGCGGUGAACUGAUCAGUGUGGCGGUGGCAGAGGAAGACGAGUUCCCUGGUUGCUACAGACUGACGAGUGAUGUCACAGCCCGGCCGGAGUGACGGCCGUCCUUCAUUAUCUCACGCCGCCAACUCGGACUCAAACUGAACCUGUAAUGAACCACAGCUUGGUUACUGCUGUUACCAUGCCGAUGAGAGCUGCUAUAUAGUGGUGAUAUCCGCUCUGGUGACGAGAGCUCCGUAACCAUGGUGACGAGAGCUCCGUCAACAUGGCGGUAUCUGCUCCGUCACCCUCGGUGAUCGGAGCCGAGUUACGUGCCGACGUAGCGAACGUUGGAGGCCAUGCGUUGGCGGUCCAGACGGUUUGGUCUGUGGGGGGUCUCUGGGGUCCUGGAGGGGGUCCUGCCCCCCCCAGACAGACAGACCCCCGGCAGACCCCCUGCUCUCGGACCACAGCGCUCCAAUGGAGGGAAUAUCAGACCCCCCCUGUCUGUCUCCCAGCGGGACAACGCUCCAGGAUGUAUCAACCACGGGAUGAACUCCAGGAAUACUGGGGGGGGGGGGAAUAUCAUCAUUGUGUUUUUAUACUUUUGAACACCGUUUAAUGUCAGGAUGUCCAAUAAAGAUGUUCCCUAGUGACAUUUUGUCUCUUUUGAAAUGUGUUUCUCUCAUUUUUCUCUUUUAGUUACGCUCUCUCCUUGUCGUUUGUUUAUCAUCAUCCUCAAAAAA